This is a messenger RNA of Aegilops tauschii subsp. strangulata, 1163 nucleotides long. The record is from RefSeq and is a predicted model, not a curated record. NCBI's taxonomy places the organism in Eukaryota, Viridiplantae, Streptophyta, Magnoliopsida, Poales, Poaceae.
UAGCCCCCAAGUGCCAAGUAGAUAACUUGUUAUGUGGUUGGGACUUCAAUGUUGUAAUGCUAACUUAGUAUCUGUAUUUUGCAGGCUGAGUUGUCCAAAAAAGACUCCCAAAUCACUGAUCUCCAAGGAAACAUCAAGUCUCAGAUUGACGAAACUUGCAAAGUUAAAAGCGAGCUGACCACCGCUUUAACAACCAUGGAGCAGCUGAAGGAAUUCUUCAAAGGCGAACGGGCGGAUUGGGAAACUGAAAAAGCCACCUUGUUAAAGCGGGCAGAAGAUGCGGAAAACGCCCUUAAACCGGCCACAGAAGAGCUGAGCAGCCUGAAGCAGCAGAUUGAUGCCAUGACCUCUGCCAUCUUUGGUAGCCAUGUUACCCAUCUUGGCGCAGAUAUGCGCAAAAAAUUGAAGGCCAUCUAUACUUUGGUAGAGCAGCUUUAUACCGGCGCGCAACGGGCCAUCUGCACAACUUCCAAUAACCAUCCGCCCCCGUCGCUAAUCAAGGAAACACUGGAAAAAUUGUCUAUGAUGCCUGCCCGGAUUGUGGAAUUGAAGAAAUCCGCUGCUAGGUCCGGUGCCCUUACUGCACUGACGCGCGCCAAGGCCUGGAUAUCUGACCUUGAUCCGGAAGACGUUGGAAAUGGUUACCCAAGCCAAAAAGAGGACGGUUCAGAAUUCAGCAAUGAUGAUCUCCGGGCUAUCACAAGAGAGAUGCGACCACUGGCAAGUAAGUUGGCUGAAGAUACCAACUUGUCAAUUUACCUAAAUGUAUAUGAUGCCAGCGGCAAGCGAAUAAGUGCUCCAACUUAUGACGUGGAAAAUCUGAUCCCGCCGAUCCGUAAGCACACUUACGCUCCUGACGUUGAACCGUCUGAUCUUAUACACGACGAAGCUAUCUUUCAAGCCUUAACAGGAAUUGAUUGGACGACUAUUGACUUCCAGCCACUGGGUGGAGAGAAGGAGGAUGAACUGGCGCAGGAAGAUCCGCAACCUUCACAUCAACCUAAGGCAGAACCAUAAUCCGGAAGCCGGUUUAACUUGUGCACAUUGUCAUCCUUGUGACAAACAAUCAUUCUUUUGGGCAGUCGACACGCCUUGUAAUAGGCUAGUUUGAACAGCUUUUCUGUUAUGCCAUCGUGCAUACUUGUUGCACACAAUAUUCUUAA